GAAACGAUAUUCUAAAUUCUAUCUGCUUUUCAGUCACAUCAUAUAUCGCCUAAUAAAAUUUACCUGCCUUAUCCUCCUCAUACCACCAACACCAAAUAUGCUUGUCUCAUUGAUCACUGGCCUCUUGGCUCUCACUACCAUCUCUGUUUCCUCUCCUGUCCCCGCCGUCAAGCGCGACACUGCCGAACUCUAUAUCCUCGCCAACUGCUACAAUAAUCUCACACAUGCUUCCUACGCCUCCGCAUUCUGGUACUACCCAGAUUUCCUCCCAGAUUACCCAGAGCCACAAGCUGUCGCUGUCAUCAACUCUAAAAAAUCAGUUACCUUUGAAGGCCUCAAGAUUUCUGUCACAUCCCCGUUCAGAUUGACAGCCGCUAUCCCAAAAAAUGCCACAUUGGCUACUUAUCAAGAGAUUGUUGCAUCAGCCACGAUUAGCAGUUUUGCGGGCCCAGCUGCGGCCAUCAAAGGCACUGGAGAGGCUUUCUACAGCCCUGCGACCAAUGUUAACUGUUAUUACGAUUAUGCCGUCAGGGAUGUAAGUUUUUUAACAACCCUUCUAUCUGAACGAUUUAAAUGCUAAUAAAUGGUAUUAGAAUCAAACAGAAGAUAUAUGAGCCCUUUAUCGCACGCAGGGUUUCAACAGACACUAAAAAAACUCGUGGGACUGUAUAGAGCAGGAUUGAUUAUAUCAGUUACUCUUGCGUACGACUGUGUUUGAUGGAUCAAUAAUUGGUGACUGCACGAUGGGCAACGACAACGAUGACAACGACAACGAUGACAACGACAAUAACGAAUCGACGACUAUGAAUAAU
Messenger RNA from Botrytis cinerea B05.10, 812 nucleotides. RefSeq lists its product as hypothetical. The coding region runs from base 98 to 580 and encodes 160 amino acids. The transcript has a single exon. Lineage: Eukaryota; Fungi; Ascomycota; Leotiomycetes; Helotiales; Sclerotiniaceae. The record is from RefSeq and is a predicted model, not a curated record.